Messenger RNA from Symbiodinium necroappetens, 1122 nucleotides. Lineage: Eukaryota; Dinophyceae; Suessiales; Symbiodiniaceae. The record is from the annotation of a GenBank genome assembly.
GGCUCGGAUCGCUUGUUGUCCGAGCUCUGCUACCACGUGACGCAGGUGUUCUAUGGCUUUCCCAGCGAGAUCUCCCGGCGAUGUUUGGUCGCCCUCUUCCACGCCCUCCGCGAGCAGACGCCGAUGUCCAGGAGCGCCCUUGGUGCGGUGCACAUGGAUUUUCAGAAGCAAAGCUUCGAGUCGGCCUUGGACUUCCUCGGAAGUCCGAACGAGCUCGGCUCACAUGGCCGUCAACAGGCCGAGAGGGACGUCUCCGAGUCGCUCUUGGCAGUCCUGAACUCGGCGAAGGCGAACUUCAGAGGCGCAGGAAAAGCGGACGCGGGGCCGGGCCCGCCGGGCACUCCGGGCGCCCUGGCUUUGGCGUUGGCCCUCCAUCUCCUCGAGGAGCUCCCUGCCGCCGUGGCGCCCGUGGGCGCAAGCAGCAGCGAGAGCUCCGGAGAGGAGGAGGACGACGCUUUGCCACAUGCGGUGGUGAUGUCACUGAACAGCUUCCUCCAACGAGAGCUUCUGCAAGCGAGUCACUUGCUUCGAAGCGUCCGGCAGAGCCUCGAGGAUCUCAUCGCCCACUUGGAAGGUGAGUCCUUCUCAGAUCUGGAGGCCAUGUUGGACACGCUCUUGGCGGGCUCGGUGCCCGAGUCCUGGAGCGGAUUGGUGGCCCCUCGCCGAGCUCUGGCCUCCUGGACAGAGGACGUCGCCCGGCGCGUGGGAGCGCUGCGCGCCUGGGAGCUCAGCGGAAAGGCCCCAUGUUGCUUCUACCUGUCCGACUUCUUGAAUCCGAAAGGCUUCCUCAUCGCGACGCUCCAAGGGACUGCUCGAUUGCGGCGAUCCUCUGUGGACAGGAUGCACUUCCAACAUCGAGUGGAGCAUCUGCUCUCCAAUGCAGAAGAGGUCCGGCAGCAGUUGAAGGCUGAUCAUGCUUUGCUCGACGCGUCUUUCGAAGGUGUCUUCCUGGCAGGGCUCUGGCUCGAGGGCGCUGUCUGGAGCCGGCGGAAAGGGAUCUUGGAGGAGAAGGACUGCAUGCACUCGCGCCGCUGGUCGGCCCUGCCGGCCGGAGCCGACGCUUUCCGCUUUGGAAGAAAGCACCUCACCUCAGUGCUGCUGCGAACAGGUCCUCCGCUUUAA